Rotaria sp. Silwood2 is the source of this 1800-nucleotide messenger RNA. The record is from the annotation of a GenBank genome assembly. NCBI's taxonomy places the organism in Eukaryota, Metazoa, Rotifera, Eurotatoria, Philodinida, Philodinidae.
AUGAGUGGAGAACUUGUACUAAACGUGAAUGAAUAUGCACACUCGUCAGAUUUCCAUGUAAAUUCCAGCCAGACCAAGCAGAAUAUAAAUAAUUGGUCUUAUCCAGAUAAUAGGUCACGAGGUGACUAUGAUCAAUGGUCAGCAGUACCGAAUCUAGAAGAUACAUUGCAGCAACAAACGCCUGUCAUAAAAAUAAAUGCAACAACAAACAAUAAUUCCAAUUCCAAUCGGAACAAGCAGAAUAUAAGUGAUUGGUCUGAGCCAGAAAAUAGGCCCCAAAGUAACUCUCAUCAAAGGUCAGCAGUACCGGAUCUAGAAAAUACAUUGCCGCAACGAACGCCUGUCAUAAAAAUAAAUGUAACAACAAACAAUAAAUCCAAUUCCAAUCGGAACAAGCAGAAUAUAAGUGAUUGGUCCGAUCCAGAAAAUAGGUCCCAAAGUAACUUUGAUCAAUGGUCAACAGUAUCGAAUUUAGAAAAUACAUUGCAAGAACAAACUUCUGUUGUAAAAAUGAAUACAAUAACAAACAACAAUGCGUAUUCAAAUAACGCCAAACCCAAAAUAUGCGAUUGGUCUUAUUCAGAUAGUAGGUCACGAAGUGACUUUGAUCAAUGGUCAACAGUACCAAAUCUAAAAAAAACAUUGAAGCCACAAACGCCUGUCGAAGAAAUAAAUACAACAACGAACAAUAAUUCGAAUUCAAAUCAAUAUUAUCGUUCAACUUCAACAUAUACGUUUCAAAGUGAACUCACCAUUGGUUCAAUAUCCGAAGAAAAUGAAAAACAACGUCGUCCAUGGUUUAUUUGGAUUAUGUCUAUCAUACAAUUGUGUGUUUUCAUAUUCGAGAUUAUAUAUAACUCGCUAUUGACUACUCGUCCUAUUGAAACAAAUCUUUCUCUCAAUCCUUUAUUUGGACCAAAUCCAUAUGUUCUAAUCAAUAUUGGUGCUAGCUUUUCUCCUUGUAUGCAUGCAAUUGAUGGUAUCACAAAUAAUGUUAGUUCAACCAGUUUUCCUUGUCCAAAUAGUGCAACAUUGACAUAUACUGGAUGUACUCUUAGUGACUUAUGCGGUUAUAAUGGUGUUUCAAGUACACCUAAUCAAUGGUAUCGCUUUAUUAUACCGAUAUUUUUGCAUGUUGGUAUCGUUCAUAUUAUUUUUAAUUUACUUGGUCAACUUAUGAUCGCAGGAGAAAUAGAGAAAAAAAUCGGUAUACUUCGCAUAGCUUUUAUUUAUUUUGCGUCAGGUAUUUUUGGUUUUAUACUUGGAGGCAAUUUUGCACCGAAUGGACUUUGUAGAGUUGGAUGCAGUGGUUCAUUAUUCUCAACCAUUGCACUAUCAUUUCUUGAUUUACUUUAUUAUUGGAAGAAAACAAAACGUCCAAAAAUACAACUUACUAUUCACUUGAUCGAUAUUAUUGUCAAUUUUGUAUUAGGAUUGUUGCCUGGUAUCGAUAAUUUCAGUCAUGUUGGUGGCUUCGUUAUGGGAUUAUUAUUAGGUUUGGGUAUACUCGGUUCACCAGUAAAUUUCCGACGGCACAAAAGGCCAAAACUGUCUAGACGCAACACGAACGAAUGGAAAAAUCGACCAUGGUAUCAAAAAUUAUUUUACAAUCGACAGAAGAAAUGGUGGGCAUGGUGGUUAGUAAGAUUCAUUGCACUUGCUGCUGCGAUUACCAUAUUCGUACUCUUCACAGAAAGUUUUUAUUCAGGAAGAAUAAAAUGUGACGGAUGCAAAUAUCUUAGUUGUCUUCCUGUCAACGGCUGGUGUGAUUUAGGCAAUAUUCAGGCUACCAAUGGUUAA